AUGGUGUUUGAACUCACUUUACCGAUUAGUAAGUACCUUCAAACAGAAAAUCUAGACAUUCGUUUAGCUGUUGAAUCUGCAGACAAAACGAAAGAAUCACUAGAACAGUUAAGACAAAACGCAGAUGAAACUUUUACCAAUAUUUUUGGGCAGGUAUCAGCUCUUUGCGAUGAAUUUGGUGUUAAUGUGUCUCUUCUAAGGACAGUAAUUUAG
Messenger RNA from Diabrotica balteata, 213 nucleotides. Lineage: Eukaryota; Metazoa; Arthropoda; Insecta; Coleoptera; Chrysomelidae. The record is from the annotation of a GenBank genome assembly.